Molecule: messenger RNA, 516 nt
Organism: Aegilops tauschii subsp. strangulata
Lineage: Eukaryota; Viridiplantae; Streptophyta; Magnoliopsida; Poales; Poaceae
Source: RefSeq, a predicted model, not a curated record
AUGAACUUCCAGGAAGAUAAGGUGGUGGAUUUCAGACAUCUUCAGUCUGCCAUUACAUAUCAGCAGGAGGUAAGAAAAGAACCGAUUGAUGAUAUGAAGGCACAGAUGGCAAGUGAGAUGGCAAAGAAAGAUGCAGAGACCCAGAAACUUACUCAGAAGUAUGAGCUGCUGCUCAACCUGACAAGAGCUCAAGCAACAGUCAUUCAGAACUUGAAGUUGAACAAAAUGAAAGAGAAGCAAGCGCUUACUGAAGCUAGUAUGAAUUUGGAGCUGAAGAAUGCAGAGCUAACAAAGUGUCAGGAGAAGCUCACCCAAGAGAAGCUAGAGUUGAAGCUUCAGGUUGCUGAUCUGCUUAAGGGAAAUGAAAAGCAUAUUGAAGAGAAGUGGCAGUUAGAGUUUCAGAAUGAAAAGUUGAAGGAGAAGUUCAGGGGGAUUCAGGCCAUCUCUUGGAGAAGUGAAGAAGAUGAAAAUGAGAUUAGUGGCAUUGCUGACCUUUUGGGAAUGAUGGUUGUGUAA